Messenger RNA from Oldenlandia corymbosa var. corymbosa, 2993 nucleotides. Lineage: Eukaryota; Viridiplantae; Streptophyta; Magnoliopsida; Gentianales; Rubiaceae. The record is from the annotation of a GenBank genome assembly.
CUCUGACAAAAGGGUAUUAUUUUUUUUCCUCCAUUUUCCCUCUCUUCUUUACUCACCCCAUACCUGUCUCACUUUCUUUUUCAGUGUUCACAUCUAUACUGUGAAAAGCCAGCCAGCAUCCAGAAAAAGUCUCUGUUGGAUCUUCUUCUUUUUCUUUACAAACCCAAAUCUCAAUCUCCAUUACACAAUACAGAAUCAUACUGCCUGAAGGUUCAACUCCGGAACUCGGUCAUGCACAAAGGUACUUUCUUCUGUGAAGCAUUAAAAAAAAUCUCAUCUUUGCAUUUUUUUUUUGUUUAGAAAAUGUGCAUUCUCGCACUGAAAUUUCAAGCAUUGAGGUAAUGGUUUCUCACAUUGCUCGGUGGAAAUUGGGUUAAUGGGUUUUAUUUUUUUGUGGGAGUUUGGUGAAGUAUACAAAGGAAAUGUGCAUCUGCUUUCAUUGCUGAAUUCUGGGAUUUUUACUUCAUUGGUGGAACUCUGGCAUUGUCCGGCGGCUGAAAUUCAUCUUGGACGAUUUUGCAUGAGAUGAAAAUGUCUGUUUGUUUGUUUGGAUUUUUAGGAUAUUUGAGGGUGGUUUCAUGUAUAGGAAAGCUGUUACUUUUAGGAUUUAUUAGACGAGGAUUAAACUUUUAUCGGUUUUUGGAUGUCGAAAGAAAUGUGAUUCUUGAUUUUGCGCUAACAUAAUUUGGUUAGGAAUGUGUUUAUAAAUGUGGUAAUGGACUUUACAUUUGCUGUUAAUUUUCAAAGUUCAGACUUUUAAUCUAGUAAGUAUAGGUUCUUUUGUGUUUUUUUGCGGAUGUUUAGAUGGAAAUAUUUGUAUUAAGUGAUGCUGAAAUUAUCAGGCAUCUAGGCUGGAGUUGCCUGGUUGAACUAUUGAUUGAACUGGUAGCUUGCCCAAACAAUGGCUGCAGCUUUGGAGUGUUGGACUAGCCGUUCUGGGGCAGAUGAGGACAUGGUGGAGCAAGUGUUAAUGAGAACACAGGACAGAUCUGAAGCACCUCUGGAAAAUAUCAAUUCUGCAACCUCUGGUGGAGGGGUGUUGAAGGACUCUUCAGUAGUGCAAAAGCGUCUUCAGAGGAUAAGUCGCAAUGUGUCUGAGGCCAUUGCCUCACUUAAGAAUUCCCUCAACCUUGACUUGGUUCGCGAUCUACCCUCUCCAGCGCAGUUAGGUCGUCCUGAAAAUAAUCGGAAACAUGUGUGGGCCAGUGUUGUAAGGAGCUUGACUCAGCUUUAUCCAGGCAGCCAACUUCCAGAAAAGCUUGUUUCCAAUAUUCGCAAGCAUUACGAUUCUUUGCCACUAAGUUAUGCACAAGCAGGAUUUGAAAUGAAAGAUGUUUUUCUGCAUAUGAAGUUGAUCGAGCAAGCAACUAUUGAUGACCACCCAGCAAUGAUGAUACAAGAAGUGUCUGAUGAUGCUGGUAAUGGGUCAGUUUUCAAGCUGACUUUUGCUUGUAACUCUUCACUUUCUUGGCCGGCGAUGUCUGGUGCCCUUGAUAGUGCUUCAAUUUGUUGCAAGAAGAUUCAAAUCUUUGAGAGGAAACAGUUCACUUUGGGAGUUGUUAUGUUGCUGAUUCAGUCAGGGCAUGAGAAAGUGUUCAAAAUCCGGAUUGAAAAUGCUCUUAAAGGAGCUUUGAAGAAGCCAAAAAGUGCUUCCAGGAAGCUGUCUUUCGGGCUUUGUGGCUGUCAGGAGGAAAGUACUACAGGGAGAGAGCUCGGAGAGAUGGAUGACUCUGGGGAGCACACCUAUAGAAAUGGGAUUGAGAAUUGUAGCCCUAAGGUUCAGUUACAAGUACCAUUGCCGAAUUCGUCCAUUGUGGUUUCAGUUGAUGAAUGGCAGACUGUGAAAUCAGGCGGCGGUGAAAUUGGGAAGUGGUUGUUGACUACAGAUAGUCUUGAAUUUGUUGAUCAAAUUGGACCCUACACGUUUAAGGGGUUUUACAGAGGCAAAAAGGUGGCGAUCAAGAAGCUCAGGGGAUGUGAUAAAGGGAGCGCAUACGAGUUUGAACUUCGGGAGAAUUUAUUGCAGUUGAUGACAUGUGGGCAUAUGAAUAUUUUGCAGUUUUAUGGUAUUUGUAUAGAUGAAAUCCAUGGGUUAUGUGUUCUCACUAAGUUGUUGGAGGGGGGAUCAGUUCGUGAUUUGAUGUUAAAGAACAAAAAACUUCAGAUCAAAGAAAUUUUAAGGAUUGCUGCUGAUAUUGCAGAGGGAAUGAAGUUCAUGAAUGAUCAUGGUGUAGCAUAUAGGGACCUAAAUACGCAACGAAUUUUGUUAGAUAAACACGGAAAUGCUUGCUUGGGUGAUAUGGGAAUUGUUGCUGCUUGCAAGAGUGUUGGUGAGCCCUUGGAUUAUGAAACAGAUGGUUACAGGUGGCUUGCGCCCGAGAUCAUUGCCGGUGACCCAGAAGGUGUUGCAGAGACAUCAAUGAGUAAUGUGUAUAGUUUCGGAAUGGUAAUAUGGGAGAUGGUUACUGGUGAAAUCGCAUAUUCGGCUUAUUCACCAGUGCAGGCGGCUGUCGGAAUAGCCGCUUGUGGGCUGAGACCGGAUAUACCAAAGGACUGUCCCCAGAUUUUAAGAUCUCUAAUGAUCAAGUGUUGGAACAGCUUCCCUUCAAAACGGCCUCAGUUCUCUGAGAUUUUAACGACAUUGACUCGUAAUGUCAACAAUUGCCAUGACAAUAAUAGGUGAUAAGUUUCCCACAUCACCAGCAAAAGAAAAUGUGUAUAGAAAUCCUACAUUGACUGAAAUGCCUGAUACAGGUAUUGGUCUUAUCUUAGAGUCAAAGUGAAGAGAUCUUAGAUCAUUUUGUUUUUUUCUCCUUUGGGGCUGAUCUUAGAUCAUCUUGUUUGUACUUUCUUGAGGGUUUUGAAAUGGAAGAGAAGGGCAAAGUUCUUUAUUCUUUGAGUCUCAUAUUUCCUUGUCAUUUCGAAUGCGAAAUGGAGAUGGUUAUACGUCGAUUUGGAUGAAUCCAUGUCGAAUUCUAUUUAUUUAUCAGCAA